This is a messenger RNA of Orbicella faveolata, 1481 nucleotides long. Its product is annotated as beta-3 adrenergic receptor-like. Gene Ontology annotation, cellular component: membrane. Gene Ontology annotation, biological process: G protein-coupled receptor signaling pathway. NCBI's taxonomy places the organism in Eukaryota, Metazoa, Cnidaria, Anthozoa, Scleractinia, Merulinidae. The record is from RefSeq and is a predicted model, not a curated record. Gene Ontology annotation, molecular function: G protein-coupled receptor activity.
AAGAAGAAAAACAUUUGUGAUGAAAAUUUGAUUAGCUAAACAUAAAAAGGUAAUUUGGAAGUUUACGAAACUCAUUCAGCUAACAUGAUAAUGUCCCAAGAUAAGAUGGCGGCAUAACUUACUUAUUUAAACUGAAAAGAGUCGGUGUUGUUUGCUCUUCUUGCUUUCGGCAACAAUAAAUAGCGUUAAGUUUCCAAUUCAGAGACAGCAAAACGCUUGCAAUUCACACCGUCCUAUAACAUGGCCUACAACUUCUCCGAUUCAAAUGAGUUUUCAAACAUUACCAACAAGUUUACAAAUGGCAGAACACCGAAUGACCCACUCCAGGUUAAUUAUAUCAUCACCAUCAUCAUUAACAUCAUCACAAGUCCCGUGACAGUCCUGCUUAACGUGUUGGUGAUAAUGGCCGUGAUAAGAAGACCAAGACUUCAGAGUUACCCCAACAUCUUGCUGGCCUGUUUAGCGGCAACUGAUGUCUUAACUGGUCUCAUCACUCAGCCAUCGUUUAUCCUGUGCGGAAUAUUACAGUUGCUUGGUAUGAACGAAUCUGAAGUAACUCUAUGCAGUUUUCAUUACUCUGUCUUACGCACCUUAUCUCUUUGCUCUUGUCUCCAUCUGAUGUUAAUUACUUGUGACAGACUUAUAGCCAUCAAAUUUACUCUUCGCUAUCCUCAUCUUGUCACAACGCGCAGCAUUAAGGUGGCAGUGAUCACAGUUUGGAUCGUCUCUCUUUUUCCUGGGGUAUUCAGGCCAAUAAACAAUGGACUAUUAGUAACAAUUUCCUUCUUUUUAGUAGCUUUUGCUUUUAUUUUCUGCAUUCUUUUUAUUGUAGUUUCUUACGUAAUCUUGUAUCUUGAAAUCCUUCGCCACCGGAAGAUGAUCAAAACUCAACAGCUACCGCAAGAAGAAGUGGAAAGAUUCGAUAAGGAGCACAAAGCGCUUAAGACAACUGUGUUUGUGGUUGGUGCAGUUCUACUUUGCUUUGUGCCUGUGGUUUUCAUUCUCGUGUUAAGAGGUGCUGGACUGGUUAUGUUAGUCUCUGUACCAUGGAUUCGUACAUUUCUCAUUGUAAACUCACUCCUUAAUCCAUUGAUUUACUGCUGGCGACAAGAAGAAAUGCGAAAGUUCGCAUUUAGAUUUAAGAGACAAGCCCACGUGCUACCUGCGAACUGAAAACAAACAAAACACUGGGCACUGGAUGCUAUAGCAGUGUGAUUACAGUCAUUUCCUCACUGUGAAUUAAUUAAAAUCGUUAAUAAAUUCGUCGAAAUUUUCGCAGUUGCGAUGUAACAUGAAACAUGUACAUAAGUAGACCGAAAAAUAAGGGAAACUCCGACAUUUAAAACUCUGAGAAAAAUUGCUUUUAACACAGUUUGAAUGAGCCUCUCCCGUGAGAGGUAAAUUGAAAACUAAUGAUAACAAUUAAAAGUAGCCAAAGCGUUGUAAAAGCUUUUCACGGGUGUAAAGAUUCCGGCCAAUUU